AUGAUGAAGGAAGGUAGCACCACUGUAGGUACCAUGUCGACUACUCCCUCGUCCGUGUCGGAGACGCUCCAGUCUAUGGAGCAGAAGUGCUCCGCAUUCCAUGAUGCCUUAAAAUUGUGUUACAAGGAGUCGUCGAAGAUAGGCAGUGGUAUGAAGAGCAAGUUCAACGAUUUGAUGCAGAAUGUGACCUCUUUCUCGAAAACACUGGCAAAGGCAACUGACGCAAAGACACUAUUGAACUUCCCGACUAAACUUGCCUGCUGCGUUUUGUUAGAAGCGAUCACCUUUGCAAACAAUAAGACCAAACCAUUAGUGGCACACAAUACAGCACUACAACAGCUCUUCUCUAUUAUCGAUUUCCUUUAUCAGCGUAGUUCUAUGAACCCGGAUAAGGUGGAGUCCGUUGGCAUCGGUCUUGAUAACAAUGAGUUAUAUAUCUAUAUUGACAUGGUCUUCAAGAUGUUCGAAACAAUUGCAAAGUUGUCAAAAGUUGACGAAUCGGUACAUCUACGUACCGUACAAACACUACUUCAAUCCUUUUCACCAACCUCACCCAUAUUGCUCUACGAAGAUAUACUUCGUCGUAGCUUUCAAUUCCUCGAUGUCAUGUUAAAGGUUGACAGCAAGGUUAUCAAGCCCAUCGUGGAUGGAGGUGUACGGCAGUUGAUGCACUGUAUCCUCACCAACCCUCGAAACUCCAAAGGGUCAAACGUGAAGACAUCUGGGAUACUAGCUUCAGGAACCGGCGCAAAUGCAUUAUCGCCAAGAAAUAUCGUUACCAGGACAAACUCUGGGAUCCCGGUGUUCCAAGAUGCUCCACAGCUUUUACAUGCUGACCUGUUAGUAGAUCUCAUGAGUUGCUUCUGUAGCAUAAUCAAAGGGGAUAUAACUGAAUCUAUGCAGAACCUAGAUCCAUCAAGCGCUUCAGCGGUAUUGCUCAUCGCCCUAGAGGCUAUGCCUAGGGGUUCGCUUUUUGAGCACCCGAAGUUACAGGCACUGGCCAAAGGCGACCUUUACACUACCAUGAAAUCUGUUCUGGUUGGGUCCACGCUCUUGAACGACGCCUGUCUUAUACUCGCAAGGAUCAUGGAACAUGGUUACUACUAUACUAGUUAUUCGCAUAGCCCUGACCGGGGAGUAGUUAACCCUUAUGCUACCCUUUACAAUUUCGUAGAGCUCGAGCUUAUUGAAACUGCAACUCCAGAUGGAUUGCAGCGCAAAUUGGCAUGGAUGAGGGGGUUUGUUACAAUAAUGCAGUCAAAUGAGAUGUUGAAUGAUAUGUCUCAUCAUAAGGCUACACGUAUUUUGCUCGUAGAAAUAUUGAAGUUUACUGUUAAACGGCAUAAAAUGGUCAAUGAUAAAAGUUUGGACCAUUUGUUCGAAGGGAUGUACAAUUGUGGCGAUGGCCAUCAACUUAUAUCCGAACAAAUUGACAAUAUCGAGACUGGAUGGGUUCAUCGUAGUAGCUGUGGUUUGAAAAUGUUACCACUAUUUGCAAUUAAACUUGCUUCGGGUUCUUUUGCCAUGGAUUUUUGCAACAUGACCAACGGUGUAAUUGGCAAAACAUCAAGGAUAACUUCUAACGAGUCCAUGGACAUGCAACAAUUGGAACUUGUCGAAUCGGCGCUAGCUAUCGACGCUAUGCUCACGGCCGCCCAUAUGUUAUAUAGUUGUGUUGUGGGUUUGAACCGGCACGUAUCUGGUUUCGCUCCUUACCGUAUUUUCUAUCCCAAGGUUGCAGGUGACGAUCAGGAGAUCUUACAACGUGAUAGUGUUGAAAGUGAAUCACAGGAUGGCUCCGAUCCAUCGUCAUCGGCCGAAUCGAUUGAUGUCGAUCCAUGGAUUCAUCUACAGGAAUCUACCGAUAUGUUAAUUCGGCAGUUUGAACGUAUGCUGAACGUUAUGAGGUCUCCCGUGAUGCAAGAGGCAUUGACCGCAGUGUUACAAGCACUUUUAGUCGUCUGCAGCAUAUUCAGAUGGGAGGAGCUUUAUGAGCGGUGUGUCAAAGCGCUCGUCACGUAUAUUGUUUUGGUAGAGCGGCAGUUCACUACGGAUUACCGAAAGUGUACCGUGGAAACGUGGUCACUCUAUCUAUUGCAUAUCCGUUGUUUGAACGCUAUGUUGCUGAACUACCCCAAUGCGCUGCAACACAUCGCCUGGGAAUCUUUUGUAGAGCACUUGAUAGUAUUUCUACUGAUAUCAAGACGGCUGGGUCUGGCCAAAGCCACGCAUCUAAAAACUCUAGAACCGUUAGAGGUGGACGCUUCGAUGGUAGCACUAGAGGAGAUCCAUGAGGAAUGGGACGCUGCACUUACCGAAACCAUUGGCGUAUUCGACAGAUUGAGGGUACAUGAUGUUGAAGUUCUAGAAGGAUUCUUGAUGCAUUUCGGGUUCCAUAUUGUCAUACCGCUAUUAGCGAAAUCAAAAUAUGCAGUAAAAUUAAAUCACUAUUCACUGACUCCAUGUGGAUCGACGUUUGAAGAGAAAAUGUCGCUAAUAAAUCGUACCAUGGAAGCGUGGCCUGACGAGUUUGUAGGUAUGAUUGAAAAUGACCGCGAGAAAUGGCCAGAGUUGUUAGGUGAACUUGCACAAAGUUUAGGUAAGGAUAGUAUUCUGGCUGGUGCAGAGCCUGAGUUCCUCCAUUGUCUAUUUGGUAUAAUUACGAAUUUCCCAUAUGCAAGACAACAUAAUGUUGUGAUGUUGUUAACAGGGAUAAUGAUAUGUCUCGUACGCGACCGUGGUGGUAUAGAAGUGAUGAUCCAAGCUGUCUGCCGCAAUAUCGUUAGUCUCUGUUUAGCUGGUCAGACCUCUAGUGUGCGUUCUAUCGACGCUGGUGUAUGUGUCUUAUAUAAAACAUUAAGGGACAAUACUGCACUCUGCAUGAACGUGAUCAAUGGGCUCAAGAUCAUAUGUACCACGGUACCACAAAUAUUCGCUGUCAGCAGCCGUGUCAUGGACACACUCAUGUUUGCUACAAAAUAUGUAGUCAGAUCUGAUGAUACCAGUGCCACUAUAGCCCUUAUCGAUGUCUUUGCGGCUAUAGUCGAGGACUCUGUGGACUAUUUGCAGGAUGAAGCUUGCCUACAAUUGGUACAAUCCAUCUUCAUCAUGUCCCACAGCACCUAUAGCAGUGAUAAUAACGCGGCGUUCCGUGUGAUCUCAUUGGUCCUAGAUUUUGCUGAGAAGAUGGCUGCUAGAAGUAACUAUUUUGGUGCAUCUCGUCCUCCACGCUGUAAAGAGGAAGAGAUGUGGACUUCUAUUUUCACAGGUCUGCGUGAGCUUGGUCUCUCGGAAUUCACUGAGAUACGUCAAUGUACUAUAAAAUCGCUAGCUUUAUUUAUCAAGGGGAGGCUUAAUCGUUUUAGUAUAGAAAUGUGGGAUCUCUGCUUCACUAAGAUGCUGAUGCCUCUUGCAGAAGGGCUGUUGGACUCGCUACACCAUAUCACAGCACAUCAAAUAAUAUUCAUCGUCUGUGACGAGCUAUAUGUAGCAUUCAAGGACUGUAAUCCUAUAUACCGGCAGAAAUGUGAAGCUAUCAUGUCCCAGCUCAUAACAGGUCUUGAAAAGGUUGUUGACGCUACUAUAGGGAACAAGUUGCUGUUACCAAACGAGCUCAAUUCGGCACUCAGCAUGGCAAUUAGCAUAGCGACAAAUAUCAUUAUCGAUUAUUGCCGUUGUGAUUUUAUCUGGGUGAAAUGUGUUUCGAUCUUUCAAACUGUAAAGGAUAAGGAUAUUGACCUUUUGCGCCAGACUUUCUUCAAGAGCAUAUGCAACAUUAUAACUUCGCUAGGGGAGAAGGAAGAAGGUAUCGAGGAGAAGCUUAUGGAGAUCAUCAAGAUGGCAUUAGGUGACCCUUCUCCUGAAGAGUCUGAUGAGCUUGAGUCUUUUGCUACGGCAAAUAGCGAUACCGAUCUGCAUCGCUGGUUGGUGGUACCUCCCUGGAUAUUUAUGACAUCCAUGGAUUCUAAAGAGUUCACGGAAGCAAUGGUUGAAGAUAACCUACGAGCAGGUUGGGAUGGUUUCCCAACAUCUGACGACCCUUCACGUAUCUCUUCAAAAGAUAGUAGCAGAGACCAAAAGACACCCAAUUGCGAUCCUCAAACUACAGUGGAAACACCAACAGGUGGCCAUGUAACACCCCUGACAAUCUAUGCCACCCUGAAGCUUGCAGACGAUACAAAGAUUAAAUUUACAUUGAGAGACAAGAUACAAAACUCAAUAGGGAUAUUGCAAGAGAUGCAGCUGUUGCAGUUGGUCACGCUACAUUAUAACCCCCAGGUACUCGUUGGAACGGAGGCCUUGUCCAAAGUGACGCCUGUGGAUAUCGCAAAGGCAUUGGAAGAGGUACCAGCACAGCGUACAGGACCGGAACCCAUGGGAAACCGCUCAAUCCUAGAUAUGGUUCUUACUAACCAGGAACGAUCGACUGUCAUCGGUAACAUAGUUACCCAUGUUAAGGAGCCGCAGCUGAUCACUCUGGUGGAGACCUACAGCCCGGUGUCAAAGCUAUUCAAAUGUUUGGGCACAAUCAAGAGCCCUGCGGUAUACGAAAUGUUGCUUCGAGCGUUGAUUAACAAGUAUCUUAUUGGUAAGAUAGCAAAGGUCGAUUUGGCACUACAGCUGGUGGACAAGAUCGUACAAUCGGUUAGGGAAGUGCUGUUACGAUUCCUGGCAGAGUGCUCAGAGGUGAUCGGUAUUAAAGAAAAGGCCCCCAAUUUUAUCAAUUCAAAGGUAUACAGGCUUAUGAUGCAUACGGUACUCCCUAUGGUACCUGUUAUUUUUGAAAUUGCAAAGAGGAUACUCAUGAAGCAUACCUUACAACCGGUCGCUAUAGUACUCUACCAGGCAUGUGUCAAUAUGGCUAAAUAUGUCUAUCUAUGUUUAUACGUGACCAUCCACUUCCUGUCUGUAGUGGUGGAGCAUCCGAUGGUGAACUUUUGGAAGUCCCUGAUGCCUACAAUACAGUUCUUUGCCGCAUUGAAUUACACGGAUGAAUUGGAAAGUCGCGUUAGGUACCUCAGGAUAUUACAUGCGGUGGCUAUCGAUACCUGCAGUGCCAUAGUGGUCAAUGUGUUCAGCGUAGCACCUCCCUUCAUCUACACCGGCGUGGCUAAGGUGCUGGACAGCUUCGCUGACGGCCAGAGUGCAGUGCUGCGUCGAAUAGCGUUACAAAGGUUAUGCGACGCUGCAUCUAUACCGUUUAUCCCGAGUAUCAUCGAGAAAACGACCAAUUCGCUUCAUACGAACGUUAUUGCGAUCCGUAUGCGUGCGUUUUUGACCAAGCGUUUCUUCUUUGUACUUUCAUGGCACGUGCGCCAGUUUCUGCGUAGCAAGGAUUGCGAAAUUGAGGUGCUCGCUGCUCUGCAACUUGUGGAGACCAACGCCACGUUGCCUAACGAGCUGCUAUUCGAACCUGAGUACAUACGUAAGCACAAGUACUUGAACUUCGUGGAAAAACGACCUUUGGUGUCCCUUACCAUGCCUUAUCUCCUGGAUCUGCUAGAAUCUGAGAAUAAACGUGUUAUUCGUUCUACAAGGAGGAUUAUAUCGCUAUUCCUCGAAGAGAUGGGCGCCCAGGUAGUACCACCGUGA
Molecule: messenger RNA, 5592 nt
Organism: Babesia sp. Xinjiang
Lineage: Eukaryota; Apicomplexa; Aconoidasida; Piroplasmida; Babesiidae
Exons: 1
Coding region: 1-5592 (1863 amino acids)
Source: RefSeq, a predicted model, not a curated record